This is a messenger RNA of Trichobilharzia szidati, 1413 nucleotides long. NCBI's taxonomy places the organism in Eukaryota, Metazoa, Platyhelminthes, Trematoda, Strigeidida, Schistosomatidae. The record is from the annotation of a GenBank genome assembly.
UAUACUACUACUAAUAAAAGUACUACUACUACUACUGCUAAUUCUACUACUACUAGUACUACUAUUACUACUAGUACUACUACUAAUACUACUACUAGUACUACUACUACUCCUAUUACUACUACUACUAUUCCUACCAAUACUAAUACUACUACUAAUAGUACUAAUAUUAUUACUAGUAUUACUAACACUACUACUACUACUAGUACUCCUAAUAAUAGUACUAAUAGUACUACUAAUAAUACUACUACUACUACUAGUACUCCUCCUACUACUACUACUAGUACUACUACUAAUACUACUACGACUAUUAGUACUACUACUACUAGUACUACUUCCACUAGUACUACUACUAAUACUAGUACUAAUACUACUACUACUACUACCAGUACUACUACCAGUACUACUACUACUACUAUCACUGAUACUACUACUACUAUUGCUACUACUAGUACUACUACUACUAGUGCUACUACUACUAAUACUAGUACUAUUACUACUACCACUACUACUAGUACUACUACUACUACUAGUACUAGUACUACUAGUAUUACUACUACUACUUUUCUACUAGUACUACUUAAUACUACUACAACUUCUAGUACUACAAUUAAUACUAGUACUACUACUACUACUACAACUAAUACUAGUACUACUACUACUACUAGUACUAGUACUACUAGUACUAAUACUACUACUAUUACUAAUAUUACUACUAAUACCACUAGUACUACUACUAGUACUACUACUACUACUACUAGUAACACUACUACUACUUCUAGUACUACUACUAAUACUAGUACAACUACUACUACUACAAAUACUACUAAUAAUACUACUACUAAUAUUACUACUACUACUACUACCAGUACUUCUACUAGUACUACUAAUAAUAGUACAUGUACUGAUACUACUACUGAUACUACUAGUACUAAUACUACUACUAGUACUACUACCACUACUACUACUACUACUACCACCAAUACUACUACUACUAGUACUAUUAGUAGUACUACUAAUACUACAAGUACUACUACUAGUACUAGUAUUAUUACAAUUACUAGUACUACUACUACUACUAGUACUACUACUACUACUAGUACUACUACUACUAUUACUAAUAAUACUACUACUACUAGUACUAAUACAACUACUACUACUAGUACUACUACUACUACUACUAGUACUACUACUACUAGUACUACUACUAGUACUAUGAGUACUACUACUACUACUACCAGUACUAAUAACACGACUACGACUACUAGUACAACUACUAGUACUACUAGUAAUACUACUACUACUACUAGUAGUAAUAAUACUAGUAAUACUACUACUACCAGUACUACUACUACUAGUACUACUACUAAUACUACUACUAGUACUACUACUAGUAUACUACUACUAAUAAAA